CUCUCCUCCCUUCCCUUACGCCUCCCUGGCGCCUUGCCCACUCGACUCGUCUCUCAGCACAGCAGCUAGAGCAGUCUCUCCAUCGGGUCCUCACGAUGUAUAACGAGAAAGACGAAAAGGAUUUGCACUCGAACAGUGACAAUGUCUCCCUAGAGAAGGGACUCGGCGACGCGACCGCACAUGCUGCUGUCGUUGAGGACGAGCGCUACCACUUCGAUGCCGUCGACCUCGAUCGCGUGCAGCGUCGACUCAAACAGCGCCAUGUGCAAAUGAUCGCCAUUGCAGGAACGCUUGGCACAGGUCUGUUCCUCGGUUCUGGUCAAGCACUGCACCUGGCCGGCCCACUCGGCGCCCUAUUGGCAUAUGCGCUGGUUGGUUCCGUUGCAUACUCGUCGCUAUGCGCAAUCGGUGAAAUGACUGCGCACGCUCCGAUCUCUGGAACGUUCCCGCACUUUGCCGCUCGUUGGGUAGACCCUGCACUUGGUUUCGCUGUUGGGUGGAAUUAUUUCUACUCGAACGCUAUUACGGUUCCCGUUGAAGUAACCGCCGCUCAGAUUCUUCUUACCUUCUGGGAUCAGGACGAAGGACAUGCACCAAUCUACACAGCCGUUAUUUGUAUCUGCGUCUGCUUGAUCAAUAUCUUUGGUGUUCGAUGGUUCGGCGAAUCUGAAUUCUUCUUCUCAAUCAUCAAAAUUCUAUUGAUCACCGGCCUUAUCAUCACCGGUCUCGUCGUCGACCUUGGCGGAGGACCCGACCACCAACGUAUCGGGUUCCGUUACUGGAAGAACCCUGGUGCGCUAGCUCAGUCGGAUUUGGUAUCCAGCGACAAGGUCGGACUUGGUCGGUUCCUCGCCCUCCUCUCCGUACUCGUCCAGGCAGCAUUCUCGUUCCAAGGAAUGGAGCUUGUUGCAAUCGCCGCAUCUGAAACUGAGAGCCCACGUCGGAACAUCUCCAAGGCCGUUCGCCGAGUGUUCUAUCGGAUUCUUGUCUUCUACAUGCUCGGAAUCUUCAUUACCGGUUUGCUCAUACCGUUCAAUGAUGGCAACUUGCUCUCGGUCGCGGACAAUGCUGCACAGUCGCCGUAUGUCAUCGCGUUCAAUCGCGCGGGUAUCAAGGUCCUCCCACACAUCAUCAAUGGUGCAGUCUUCACGAGCGCGUUUUCUGCUGGAAACUCGUUCUUGUUCUGUUCAUCGCGUAUCUUGUACGGUUUGGCUAUUCGUGGACAGGCACCAAGGAUCUUCUCGUAUUGCACGAAGAAUGGCCUCCCCAUUGUGGCCGUUCUGACAACAAGUUGCUUUGCGUUCCUUGCGUUCAUGAACACACAAGCUUCGUCCGAGCAGGUCUUCAAUUGGUUCGUCAACUUGACGACUGUUGCUGGUUUCUUCACCUGGCUAUCCAUCAACCUUACCUUCAUCUACUUCUAUCGCGGUAAGAAGGCACAAGGCUUCGACCGAACAAAGAGCGCAUACUAUAGCGGACUGCAGCCCUAUCUCAGUUACUGGGGUGUCUUCUGGUGUAUACUGUUCAUUCUCAUCAACGGUUUCGCAGUCUUCUUCGACUUCAACGCGUCCGACUUCCUCGUCGCCUACCUCGACAUCCCGUUAUUCUUCUUGCUAUACUUCGGCUGGAAGAUUUACAAGCGUACGAAGUUCUGGAAACCACAAGAUAUGGAUUUCGUCACUGGUAUCCCGACGAUGGAGGAGACGGAGAUUCCGGAGGAACCGCCUCGGACAAUUGGGCAGAAGAUUGCUGCUGUUAUUUUCUGAGUGCUCCUCGUCCGUUUCUCUUCCAUCUCCCUAUCUCUCCGUUUCUUUAUAUUACGCUUGUUAUGAUUCGUUACCUUCGAGUCUUCUCCCUUUGGGCUGGAGUUACGAGACGCGGGUCGUAGUGCGUUUAUCUUGUGUAAUUGAUAUCGUGACGUCGGUGUUGCUUUUUAGAGUGGAUUAACUUUUUUGUAUAUUUUCUACGUACCUAUCCUAUCUAUGAUAUUGAAAAGAUAGCUAAAAAUUCUAUUCAUCCAUUC
Messenger RNA from Fomitiporia mediterranea MF3/22, 2023 nucleotides. Its product is annotated as general amino acid permease 1. The record is from RefSeq and is a predicted model, not a curated record. Gene Ontology annotation, biological process: amino acid transmembrane transport. Bases 96 to 1766 code for a protein of 556 amino acids. NCBI's taxonomy places the organism in Eukaryota, Fungi, Basidiomycota, Agaricomycetes, Hymenochaetales, Hymenochaetaceae. Gene Ontology annotation, molecular function: amino acid transmembrane transporter activity. The transcript has 10 exons. Gene Ontology annotation, cellular component: membrane.